Molecule: messenger RNA, 338 nt
Organism: Papilio polytes (common Mormon)
Lineage: Eukaryota; Metazoa; Arthropoda; Insecta; Lepidoptera; Papilionidae
Gene: Ppcs
Exons: 3
Coding region: 19-333 (104 amino acids)
Source: RefSeq, a predicted model, not a curated record
CUGCACCUGGUGCCGAAGAUGCUGGCGCCACUGGUGAGCCUGUGGGUGCCAAGCGCGUACGUCGUCUCCUUCAAGCUGGAGACGGAUGAGAACCUCCUCGUGCCGAAAGCGCGCUCCGCAUUAGAGAAAUACAAGCAUAAGAUGGUGGUAGCGAACCUCCUGCAGACUCGGCAUCACCGCGUGGUGCUGGUGAAGCCUGAUGCAAGCCAGGAGAUCCUCCUCACCAGGGAGGAGGUACACGCAGGUGUGGACAUCGAGGCGUCGAUAGUGAGUGAGAUAGUGCGCCUUCAUACGGUGCACCUUGGCGGGCCGAGCGUCCCCGCCGCGCGCUGAGUGUC